GGCUGUGCUGCGCGUGAGAGAGGGGCGGUGAGGAGCAGCGAACAGAGUCCAUUCCCAAAGGAAAGGGUUAAGCAUCCCGCGCUCCUGUGGGCGGGCUUGACGACGAGAUCGGCAGAGCCAGGCUCUGCUGGCCAAGCCUGAGCAUCUCCGAGGAUGCGCCUCUGGGAGAGGCAGCAGGGACGCGCGCAAGGUGAACGCAUGGCUGCGGAUGCAACGCUCAGCCCCUUGAGGAAGUCAUGGGACCCUUCAACCCUCACGACAUCUCCCUCUGGCUUAUCUUCCCUUUCUCCACUUUUGUAGACUUAUCCAGUGAAGUGUAGAAGUCAAGGGCUCUACCCUCAGGCACUGAAUUAGACCAUGGCCCCCAGCCCACAGGCCUGUGCAUCUCCUCUUCUGCUGUUACUGCUGCCAUGCUUGGGGGCUGGCCCUGCCUUGGGCAGAGGCCUUCCCAGGCCACUUGAGAACUCAGAACCUCACAUGAUCCCAUCAGAGCCACAGGCCUUUGACCUCUUCUGGGAAAACUUGAGAAAUGAGAGUUCCCGGCACAGUGGUGCCCCCCAGGCCCAUGCUGAAGGGCCCAAGAGGCCCAUAGACUCUUCCCUAGGACCAGCCCUGCAUGGGCCCAAAGCAGCCCCUGGGGUCCAAGGGGAAAGACUCCUAAGAGCUGAUGACCUCCAGCUGGCCCGAGCACUCACCUCCCAAGGCUGGACGGGACUUCCUGACUCACAGGAGCUUCUGGAGCCAGAAGCUCCAGAGCCCAUGGGAUCACCACAUCUUGUCCCUACAACUCCUAGCUCUCAACCCAUGGUGGCCACACUUGCCACUGCCUCCCAGAAGCCUGGAGACCCAGCAGGACAGCAGCCAGCUAGGGAUGACGGGCUAAUGGCCAAAGCCGAGACCCACGUCACGCAGGCUUCCCCCUGGGACCACCAGGGCUCUCCCCACACUCUGGUACCUGACACAGAUGCUGUGGGGACUCUAGUGUUGGGGAAGCAGGGUGGACAUGAACGGGGCCUCCAGGAAGCUGUCCAGGGCCCCCUACUUACCCAGCAGAAUCUAGUAGCCCCUGAGGUCAGCUCAACGCCCCCAGAUGAUGUAGAAUCCACUCCAGAGCCUGGAGCCCAGCUAGACCUGGCAUUGGCCAGAAGCCUUCCUCUUCCUGAGGGGCUGCCAGCUGAAACCCCCAAAAAAGCUGGAGUUGGGGAUACCUGGGAAGUCAGCUCUCUGGGACCCCAACCUGAACAGACUGACCUCCUUGGAGGACAAGAUUCCCCAGCACCCCAGCCUAUACCACCUUCAGCCUCAGACACUUCUGAUGGGCACCUAAGACCAGCAGUAGCCUCGAUGAAUGGAGUGGACCCCAUCUCCCCACAACGUGUGAGAGGAGCAAUGGAGGCCCCAGGAACCCCCAAGUCCUUCAUCCCUGAUCUCCCAAACUCUGCUCAAGCUACAAAUGGAACAGAGAGCCCUGCGAGGGCCCUGCAGCCAGAUGAAGCUGAGGAAUGGCCGGGUCGCCCACAAAGCCACCCUCCAGCACCCCCUGUCCAGGCCCCCUCGACAUCUCGGCGUGGUCUCAUUAGAGUCACCACACAAAGAGCUCUGGGCCAGCCACCCCCUCCAGAGCCCUCUGCCAGCUCCAUGGUCCCCAUCCCAGCUUCUAGCCCCCCAGCCAACGCCACCGCACCUCCCCUGCGUUGGGGACCCCUUCGGCGGGUGCUGAGUUUUUCCUGGGAGCUUCAUGUUUAUGGGGUGGGGGUGCUUUUCCUGCUUCCAGCAUUAUUGGCAUUGGUCACACUGGCAGCCGCCCUAGCGGGACCCAGAUUGGCCCUAGUGGCUGCCGCGCUGGUGUUGGUGGCUUCAGGGCUGCGAUCUGCCUACAUGCUCACCGAUCCUUACGGCUCUCAGGCACGACUGGGAGUACGUGCAGGUCUGGCGCUAUACAACUUGCCCUACCCCUUGCUACUCACUGCACUGGCAGCACUCACCCUGCUGGGCUUGGGUGCUGGUCUGCCACAACCUCUGCAGAAGCCGCUCCUGCUGGGAAUCGUGGCACCGGUGCAUGGCGCAGGUUUACUGGCUACGGACCUGUUUUCCACCAGCCCUGUGCUCAACCUUCUAACACAAGGCUUAUCUUGCGCCUGGGGCGCGUCAGUGGCUCUGGGCACACUCUGCCUGUGCCGUCGCCGCCUGCUGGAAGGCCCUCGGGGCUGGGAUGCCAGUCCAGGCCCCCGCCUGUUGGCUGUGGCGGGUUCACUGGGGCUGUUGGCCAGUGGUCUGCAGUUGGCGGCCUCGCUCUGGCUGUACCCUGGGCCUGGCCGGGAGGGUCGCUUCUCCUGGGCUUGGUGGGGCGUGCACUUUUGGCUGCGCCUGCUGGAGUUGACCUGGGCACUGGCCCUGGCACUAGCUGCCCUGGCUGCCACUCGUCCCAGACCGCCCACGGAGCACGCUUGUUGGGCUAAGCUGCUGCGCCUGGCCUGCCCCGCGCCCACGGGCAAGAGCGAAGUUCCGGAGAGACCCAAUAACUGCUAUGCGGGGCCCAGUGGCCUGGGCACGGGCGGCCUGGACAUCAGCAAAAGUCUCAUCCGCAACGCGGCUGGGGAAGUUGGGCUUCCUUCCACGCCUGGUUCUGGACCCUGGGGUUCGGCUGCAUCGCUGGGUCGCGGUCGUCCAGGUGGCCCGGGGAUGUCCCGCGGCAGUGUGGGGCCCGCACCGUCGCUGAGCGAGCUGGAUCUGCGACCACCGUCGCCUAUCAAUUUGAGCCGCAGCAUCGACGCCGCGCUCUUCCGGGAGCACUUGGUUCGAGACAGUGUGUUCCACCGCUGCGGUCUCCGUGGUUUGGCCUCCUCGCCGCCAGGAGGCGCCCUGCGGCCUCGCCGCGGCAGCCAGCCCGACGUCGAGCUCGACGGCGCGGGCACAUCAUUGCUCCGAGGCCGCUGCCGCUCGCUCAGCGAGGUAUGCUUGCGCACGUCGCUCCCGCAGCACGUGGUGGACCCGCCCGUCGGCGCGGCGGCCGCGGGGACUUCGGGCAGCUCCCUGGACAGCUUCUCCAAGGGUUCGCUGAAGAUCAGCUGGAACCCGUGGCGUCACGGGCUGUCGUCCGUGGACAGCCUGCCCCUAGAUGAACUGCCCAGCACCGUGCAGCUGCUGCCACCACCUACCCCAGCCCCUGCUCCUGUCCGGGCCGGGGAGUCUCAGGGCGAGGGCCAGCCGCGCUGCAAGUCCAGCGAAUCUCACAGCGCCUCCAGUGACACUAUAGAGCUCUAAGCAGCUACAGAGCUACCCUCUCCUCAAAGUCCACACGAAGUAGCUGAGCCAAGCCAGUUGAGCAUUUGAAAAAUUGGCCCCCCCGGGGCCUCCACCUGACUGCAGCCGGGUUUGAAUUUACCCGACUCAUUUUGAUUUUUAAAAAAAUACCUUUUUUUUUCAGCAGAUACUUUGCACAGAGGCCGUGAGUUACAUGGAACACAGGGUGGAUGUGCAUGGACUUGAUCAUGGGGGACAGGGACCAGGUACCCCUGACCCUCCCAGUGUGAAGAGAUGCACCUCACUUGUCCAGAUUGACUGUCCUCUUUGUGCCAAAGAAAUAAACCCUUCCGAUUAGGCUCAUGCCUCCCUCUGGUCAAGCCAGGGUCUCUCCUAAUAGGAGAGACAGGAGACCCUUGCCCAGAGGAAUACAGAACCUUCCAGAGAAAUGUUUUCUCUGGCUUUGGUGGGAACAACCACCUCUAUCUCACUAAAAACCUGUCUGUUGUGGAGUCCCCACCUCCUGUAAUCCCCCCACAUCUGGCCUAACUGGAAAGCAUCUUGCCCACUUCAGAAAUGAGCACAGCGGUGUUCAACCCAGAAAGACCAACUCCUAAGCUGGUUCCUCUGUCAUCUGUCUCCUUCCUCCACUUCUUCCUGGUUUUUAUUUAAAAAAACAUUUUUUGUAGAUUUAUUUUAUGUGUA
Messenger RNA from Mastomys coucha (southern multimammate mouse), 3948 nucleotides. RefSeq names its product proline rich transmembrane protein 3 (gene Prrt3). NCBI's taxonomy places the organism in Eukaryota, Metazoa, Chordata, Mammalia, Rodentia, Muridae. The record is from RefSeq and is a predicted model, not a curated record. The transcript is spliced from 4 exons. Bases 358 to 3264 code for a protein of 968 amino acids.